Molecule: messenger RNA, 801 nt
Organism: Pisolithus orientalis
Lineage: Eukaryota; Fungi; Basidiomycota; Agaricomycetes; Boletales; Pisolithaceae
Exons: 4
Coding region: 1-801 (266 amino acids)
Source: RefSeq, a predicted model, not a curated record
AUGACCACGGACAACGCGAACGCACAAUUGUUCGGAUUUCCGCCAGGAUACUUUGUGAUCCGAUCUCUUGCGACUGGUCGUCUUUGGGAUGUCAGUGCAGAUGCAGUCGAAGAUGGGACAGAGGUCAUCCUUUGGCCAGAGAAAGAGCACUCCCUCAUCGAAAGUUUGAGGAACCCAGAUGCGAACAAUCAGGUAUUCUUUAUCGAUACUUCGGGUGCACUGUGCUCGAGAGCUUCAGGUCAUGCUAUUGAUGUCGAAGGGGUGGAACGGCUCGUCCUGAGACAUAGGAGACCCAUUUCCAAGCCAUAUCCAAACGCAUACUCUCACCCAAUUCCGCAAUUUUCUUAUAAUCCGAAGACAAGAGAGAUUUCGGUGACAUUUGCACAGAAUCCAGCGUAUCCUCAACCACGCGAUGGCACGUCGAGCGCCUGGAGAAGGAAGACAUACAUCCUUUCCGCGAUCCCGAUGCUGAAACCACGUUCACUCGCCGACAAUGCUUCCGACUUUAUAUCGAGUGCUGUAGCAACACCGUUAUCUUUCUUUUCCGGAAGCAAAAGCACGAGCCCCAAGGCGACUCCAGAGGAUGUGUUCCACGAGGGAAUCGAUUUGACUGAGGAUGAAGUGUUGGAGCGAGAGAGAGGAGAAGAGGGUGAGGCAGAUGACUCUCCAGAACUCAUGAGAAGACUUCGCGUUCUUACCAUUGAUCCCGGAGACCCUCAGCCUGACGGAAUCAAUGCCAGGAAACGGAGGCAGUGGGAAAUCCUAACACUGCGAACUACUCCUGCUCAACGUCGGGUGUAA